Molecule: messenger RNA, 2298 nt
Organism: Prosopis cineraria
Lineage: Eukaryota; Viridiplantae; Streptophyta; Magnoliopsida; Fabales; Fabaceae
Product: protein LATERAL ROOT PRIMORDIUM 1-like
Exons: 2
Coding region: 1041-2066 (341 amino acids)
Biological process (GO): positive regulation of DNA-templated transcription
Cellular component (GO): nucleus
Molecular function (GO): DNA-binding transcription factor activity; DNA binding
Source: RefSeq, a predicted model, not a curated record
AAUUGGGGGGAGGGAGAGAGAGAGAGAGGAGAGAAGAGAAGAGAAAAGGUGAAAGGUUAGGGAGGAACCCACCUUCAUCAGUUUCGCUUUCUAGGAGACCAAAUUCAAGGGAAAGUGAGAGAAACAGAAGAAGAGUGAGAGCGAGAAAGAGAAAGCGAGAUGGAAGAAAAGCUCAGAGAGAAGAAGCGAGGGAAGUGAAACAAAGAAGAUGAUGGUGACGGUGAUGAUGAUGAGAGAGAAAGAGUCGGCAACAAUAACUUCAGAAGAAGAAAACAGAAACGCAGUGUGAGACUCGAGAGAAAGAAAGUAAGGUCGUCCCUCGUUCGUUCCUUCGUUAUUGCAUUAUUAUCUAUCUUCCUCUCUGUACUCUCUCAGUCUCUCUUCACUCUAGUCUUCUCUCUCUCUCUCAAACCCUUUCUUCCCUUUUUUUUUUUUGGGAAAAAAUCCGAAGUGGCAGACGCAGUAGAAGUAACUACAACAGUAGCAGAAGGACCAGAAAACAGAAGGGACAGGAGAAGAAGCACGGAACAGCUUCGUUUCUCUUUCUUCGGAGAGCAAGAUCUCUCAUCUCUCUAUUCCCCUAACUCAAUUACACUUUUACAGCUUCCCUUCUCUCUCUCUCUCUCUCUCUGUGAUAAAUUUGCAGAGACCCCACUUCAAUAAGACCCGCAUCAGAUACAAUCCAUAUAGAUUGCCUUCCAAGUUUCAGAAGAUCUAUAUCACUAUACCCUUCAUUUAUAGCCAGACAAUCAUACCGUAGCAUUCUAUUUCGAUUACUACUAAUAUUAUUAAUAUUAAUUUUUUUUUUGGCUUGACUGGUUUUUCAAUCGGAGACCCUAUUUUAGUUUUGAAAUUGGGUUUUGUUUUUAACUCUACAUUCAGUAGUUGUGGCUACUACAAGGAGGCUGCCUUCAGAUUCUGGUGGUGCCUUCGCAGACUGGGCAACCACAUCCUCUGCCGGACGCGCCGCCGCGCCCGAUGAUCUCUCCCUGGGAUUCAAUGCCGGUCCCAGCUCCGCCGCCGGGGGGACUCCCGCCGGAAUGUGGUCCGGAGGGUCCAGGUCGGUCAACUUUGGCCAUUCCGAGAUGGGCAUGGUGGGCCUUCGGGAUGUCUUCGUGGUGGCGCCUGCUUCCUCGUACCAUAACGAUGUCGUCAUGCCCGAUCCUCACAUCCACGGCGUUGGUGUUAUUCCGCUUCUCACGGCGGCUCCUUGUCUCGAUGGUGACACUGGCAACAUGCUCAAUCUCAGCACUCAUAAUCGAAGCCGUAGCGGCGGAAUUCAGCUGUGGCAGGAUCAUUACUUGAAGAAGCAAGGCCUUCCCGAACACAACGGUACCACUAGCUCCGGCAAUCUAGCUCACAGCGGCGGCGGGCCGCUAAGCGGCUCGGCUUUGAGCUCAGGAGGCACAACAUGCCAAGACUGUGGCAACCAGGCGAAGAAAGAUUGCAGUCAUAGAAGGUGCAGAACGUGCUGUAAGAGCCGAGGUUAUGAUUGCCCUACUCACGUUAAGAGCACGUGGGUACCCGCCGCUCGUCGGAGGGAACGCCAACUUAUGGCCUCCGCCGCCGGCGCCGGUGGCGGUGGGUCUAGUGGGGCCACAUCAAUAUCCAAGAAACCUAAACUUGUCGCCUCGCAAACCACUACCACUUCGCGUACUUCAACUUCCAACACUACUCGUAGCUUCGACACUAGCUCUAGCCAUCAAGAUGCGAGUUUCAAAGACUCAUUGCCGGGUCAAGUACGUGCGCCGGCCGUGUUCAAGUGCGUUCGUGUCACGGCUGUGGACGACGGCGGGGACGAUGAGUAUGCUUAUCAGGCUGUUGUGAAGAUUGGUGGCCAUGUGUUCAAAGGGUUUCUGUAUGAUCAAGGGGUUGAAAAUGGAGAAGGUUAUCCUAAUAUCUCGGAGCUGCAUUUGGGGGGCGGCGGCGGCGGAGGAACCGGCGCAAGCGGCGGGAGAAAUGGAGCCACAUCGUCAUCCACAAUGCUGGAUCCUUCUGAUGUAUACGCAGCUGCUUCAUGUGGGGGUUUCCUUGCUGGUUCAACCUAUGGUAAUGCAAUGAAUUGAUCAAACUGUAAUGGGAUGUUAAUUGAGAUGGGCUUAGAAAGCAAGCAAACAAGAAUCAAAUCAUCAAAAUGAAAUGAACAACAAUGUAGGCUAAUCUAUCUUUUUUACUUAUUUUGAUUUGAUUUGAUAGGGGGUGGCAAAUUAUAUAUUAUCAGCAUCAUCAAUAUUUUUCUAUGUUUUGAAUCUUGUUAUAUAUUAUUUUAAUUUAAAUAUAUUGGUCACUCUUUCAACA